Centropristis striata (black sea bass) is the source of this 921-nucleotide messenger RNA. Its product is annotated as complement C1q and tumor necrosis factor-related protein 9A-like. The transcript has 4 exons. Bases 484 to 921 code for a protein of 145 amino acids. The record is from RefSeq and is a predicted model, not a curated record. Gene Ontology annotation, molecular function: protein binding. Lineage: Eukaryota; Metazoa; Chordata; Actinopteri; Perciformes; Serranidae.
CAAUCAGAGCAGAGCAAUCAACUGAAAUUAACUGAAGGUGGAGACAGUUCUGCCACACUGAGCAGCCAGAGUUCGACAAACUGAAAAUUCUGGCCUCGAACAGAAAGCAUUUUUGGCAAAACCAUAAUACCUAUCAUUGAUCCGACUUCACUUUGAGCGUCCUGAGUUCUUCCUCAACGUCUGCAUUUUUUUUUUUUAAGAACAGUGAAAAAAUAGCUUUGUUAGAGCGAUUUAAAAAAACUCUUACAUCUCAUUUUUUCCGAAAUCUUCAUGCGUUUUUAAUAUGGGAGCCAAUGAGGCUGUUGUUGGGUGUUGGUGCCGCAUCUCUGCGUCUUACGCCCAAACUAUAACUCUGACAGCUUUACCAGAGGAUUAACAAACAGGUUGCACCAGGAAACCAGAAGAACGACUUCAGCCUGCGUCUCUACUUGUGUUUAACAUUUACAGCAUUCUCCUGCAGGACAGAGACAGACAGUUGAAGUCAUGGCUUAUGAACCAGGCCGAGGAGACAGCGUUCCUCCAUCAGGUGUUGUGGCCUUCACAGCCAAGCUGAGGGAGGAGGACAGCUACCCGUGCCACUCUGGCGUGCUGAAGUUCUGCUGUGUGCUGGUGAACGAGGGCAGAGGCUACAGUCCUGUCUCGGGGGUCUUCAGCUGCCCCGUGGACGGGUUCUACCUCUUCACGGUGCACGUGUCUACGUAUGGGUUGGGCCAGUGUGCGAUCGUGAAGAACGGGCAGCCGGUGGUGUCUCUGUACCACACCACGCUGCCGGAGAAGAGCAGCCAGAUGGCCAGUACGAGCUGCGUGGUGCGUCUGGCUGGAGGAGACGAGGUCUGGGUGGAUCUCUGGGGGCCCGGCAGGAACGAUAUCUUCGCCACCAAAGACAACGACACAGUUUUUACUGGAGUUCGUUUGGGUUGA